Messenger RNA from Bactrocera dorsalis (oriental fruit fly), 4560 nucleotides. RefSeq lists its product as uncharacterized. The coding region runs from base 2121 to 4424 and encodes 767 amino acids. The transcript has 4 exons. The record is from RefSeq and is a predicted model, not a curated record. Lineage: Eukaryota; Metazoa; Arthropoda; Insecta; Diptera; Tephritidae.
GUAAAGGGUGAUUUUUUAAGAGCUUGAUAACUUUUUAAAAAAAAAAACGCAUAAAAUUUGCAAAAUCUCAUCGGUUCUUUAUUUGAAACGUUAGAUUGGUUCAUGACAUUUACUUUUUGAAGAUAAUUUCAUUUAAAUGUUGACCGCGGCUGCGUCUUAGGUGGUCCAUUCGGAAAGUCCAAUUUUGGGCAACUUUUUCGAGCAUUUCGGCCGGAAUAGCCCGAAUUUCUUCGGAAAUGUUGUCUUCCAAAGCUGGAAUAGUUGCUGGCUUAUUUCUGUAGACUUUAGACUUGACGUAGCCCCACAAAAAAUAGUCUAAAGGCGUUAAAUCGCAUGAUCUUGGUGGCCAACUUACGGGUCCAUUUCUUGAGAUGAAUUGUUGUCCGAAGUUUUCCCUCAAAAUGGCCAUAGAAUCGCGAGCUGUGUGGCAUGUAGCGCCAUCUUGUUGAAACCACAUGUCAACCAAGUUCAGUUCUUCCAUUUUUGGCAACAAAAAGUUUGUUAGCAUCGAACGAUAGCGAUCGCCAUUCACCGUAACGUUGCGUCCAACAGCAUCUUUGAAAAAAUACGGUCCAAUGAUUCCACCAGCGUACAAACCACACCAAACAGUGCAUUUUUCGGGAUGCAUGGGCAGUUCUUGAACGGCUUCUGGUUGCUCUUCACCCCAAAUGCGGCAAUUUUGCUUAUUUACGUAGCCAUUCAACCAGAAAUGAGCCUCAUCGCUGAACAAAAUUUGUCGAUAAAAAAGCGCGAAACACAUUUCGAACCGAACACUGAUUUUGGUAAUAAAAUUCAAUGAUUUGCAAGCGUUGCUCGUUAGUAAGUCUAUUCAUGAUGAAAUGUCAAAGCAUACUGAGCAUCUUUCUCUUUGACACCAUGUCUGAAAUCCCACGUGAUCUGUCAAAUACUAAUGCAUGAAAAUCCUAACCUCAAAAAAAUCACCCGUUAUAUAUACAACUUGUCAUGUAUUUUUAAUAAGUCUGGAAAAAAAUUAAAAUGAUACAAUAUAUGUAAUUUGGACUACAAAACCAAAAAUACCUUUUCUUUUAAGAUAAAGCACCAAUGAAUAGUAAAAAAGUUCGUACAAUCUAUCUAAAAAUUUGCCCAUUUUUCUUCGAAAAUGAAUAAAGAACCGAAUCCAUAUAUCAAUAGAUACCCCACAGGUCGUAGUGAAACUUUUCCUGACAAUGAUAAGAUCUGGUGUUAAAAAUUAAUAAUAAUACUUCAGUAUUUCUUCAGGCCCCCAUACAGGGCUUGUCCUGAAAGAAAUACGUUUGAUUCUUUUCCGCCGCGACUGUACUUCGGAGUGUGCGCGCACCGACUGGAUUCGAAAGAGGGCGUUCGUAGCUAAGGAACGAGCACCUGGAGAGUUAGGACAAACAUUUUUGCAGAGGUACGCGAUUAAGUUUUGUGUGAAACUCGGUAAAUCUGCGACAGAGACGUUUGAUAUGAUCAAGCAGGCUUACCCAGAUGUUGCUUUAGGAAGAUGUGAUAUGUUUCGGUGGCACCAGGCCUUUUUGGAGAGCCAGAAAGAGGUCGCUGAUGAAGACCUGCGACUUCGACAAACACCGAUGUGAAUGUGACUCGUGGCGUAAAGUUUUGAACUCAGACCAUCGACUAAGUUUUCUUUUAAUUUCCCAGAUGUUAAAUUUAUCAAAAAGGUUCAUUCGGGUCCGACAAGACAUCGCAGCCGGUUGGAAGUUGUACCACGACAACGGUCGAAUAUCGUUGCAAAAGUGAACCGAAGCCGAAAAACCACGUCAAAGCAGAUCAAAAAUCAAAGUUAUGUUGACACUUUUCUUCAAUUUUCGAGAAGUGGGCACCCCGAAUUCUUUCCGAACGAUCAUUCCCAAAUCUUGCUCUAUCUUUCAUAUACCUAAUUUCAAGAUCUUCGCCCCUAUUGUUCUAUUAGAGAACUUUUUACUGUUGUGUAAAAUUUCGAAACUUUACAACUUGUCAUUAAUAGAUACUUUUGAAGACUUGACAUUCUGUCUUAAAUAUGUAACUAGUAAAAAAAAAUUUGUUCGCAAAUACAUAUAUUUUUGAAUAAUAUAAUAAUCGUAAUAUAGUAUCGUCUUAUUUAAUUAAAGAAGUAAACAUUUCAUAAUAAAUACACCGAAAUGGAGGAGGCGAAAGCAGAAGUUAAGACGGAUUUUUUUAAUCCCAUACGUAUGAAUACAUUAGGUAUACCACAGGAACACGAUCUCUUGAUAGCAUAUGACGUCUAUCGACCAUCAUUGGAGACGCGCGCCCUGAAAUCUGAACAAGGCCGCACCAUGUACGCUGAAAUAUUCAUUGAGAACCCUAAAUUGGGUCCACUAAGGGAUCUAUGUACAAGCACCUUAUCGAAAGCGUAUACGCCGAAGCAACUGCCAUUAUUGGCUGAGGAUCCGUUAAAAUUACGUUUAUACUAUGACUCGCUACGUUUGGAUCUGCCACUGGAGGAAUGCUAUGACAUUACCGACGAUAAGUAUUGGCGUCGUUUUGUAUUGUCCAAAAAUGAGAAUAUUACAUUGACGUUCAAAAAACAAUACAACUGGCGUAGUCUUGGAUUAUCUAUGAAGUUUGUGGAAUUGGUGGAAGCAUGUCCGGCUGAGUAUUGGCCUUUAGAUGAAAUGCAACCAAUAGCUGAGAAAAUAAAGGAUUAUGUCGAAGAAAUGCAUAUACGUAAAUUACAAUCGAUGUCGGAAAGAUUUUUCAAAGAGCACAUACAUUUAGAUGACUCUGAAGAGUCAGAAAGUGAUUCUACGGAUGUGGAAUCAAUGACCGUGACACCACGUUCAACCGUGCUAACGUUGGGGGAAGAGUUAGGAUCCGAGGAGGAGGAAGUGAAAUCGACACGUGGCAAAAGUAAACAACUUUUAGCUGCUAGAGAAACGAGCACACUCGAAGAGAUGUCAGAGGUAUACAAAACGGAAGAAGAACUGGAAUGGGAACGUAUGUAUGAGGAAAUCAUGGCAGAACGUAAAGAACGAACGCGCGUAUUGAGAGAAGCGCAACAGAAGCGCCGCGCAGAGCGACAGGAACGACAACGCGUGCGAGAAUUGCAAAGGGCAGCAACACCACUGCCCGCUGAAGAGCCUGUGGUUGGCAAAAAGAAGAAGAGAAAAUUCAGAGCCAAGGGAGUAUUCGAUAUGGUGGUCGAACCACCCGAGGAGGACGAAGAGUAUUUGGUGGUUGAUCGACGAAAUUUGGAACGUCAGUUGAAAACUGUAAAGAAGCUCGUUUAUCCAACCAGACUAUGUCAUCAUGUGAGCUUGCGUUUUCUGCGAUUUUUCGACAACUUAGUCAAUUUCACCAUAGAGUUUCGCGGUCCAGAUAUGAAGCGCGAUUUUCACGAAAGACACCUGAAGUUCUCCUACGCCGAUAUAGAGGGUUUGGCUUAUGGCAUCUCGUUUCUGCAAAAAUUAAAAAUAUUCCGUCUGCGUUGCAGUUACAUGGAUGCCCGAAAAUUAUAUAUACUCGCAAAGUCACUGAAAUGCUUGCAAAGUAUAGAGACUAUUGAUUUCGGUUACGAUUGCUUGGAGGACGAUUGUGGUUUGGGUUUGUUUGAGUUGUUCCGCCAUACGAAUUCAAUAAAAUCGCUCGAACUUGAGCACAAUCUGAUUGGUGCGCAUGCUUUACACUUUUUGGCGAUCGGCCUUAGUCAGUAUGGUGGCCAAUUGGAAUAUCUCGGACUCGGCGGCAAUCCGCUAGGUGAUCGGGGUCUGCAUGAGCUCAGCACAAAGGUUUGCGCCACGCAAAAUAUUACACAUUUAAAUGUGCGAACCGCACAAAUGUCGCAAUCGGCAAUCAUUUGCUGCAUUGCCAAUGAAUUCUUGAAGCAUUUGCCCCUCCGCUCAUUGGAUCUACGCGCAGUGCCCAUUAGUCAACAAGCUGGUAUAGAAAUCUUGAAGGUUUUGCAAUUUAAUACUACUAUAAUGCAUUUGGAUGCACGUGACUGCCAAUUGGAUGCGGAUCUUGAAAUAGAUAUAGAUAUUAUUUUGAAACGAAAUCAGUAUAUUGCCGAGAAUCCGUAUUUAAAUGACUAUACAAAGACCACGGAAGAGAUCAAUGAAUAUGUGAACCGCAUUAAAAACCCGAUUUUACUACGCGCCAUUGAUGCUGUGGAGAAACGCGCUGAAUGCUUGAAGAACCGUCCACCAGAAUUCCCACCAGAUGCCGAAGAAAACGAUGAGGAACAAUCGGAGAGUACAACACAACGAAAUAUCGAAUCAAUAUCUAGAUCGAUUUCUAAUGUAGAACCAGUUUUGUUGACACCAUCAUCGUCUGCAGUUGAUGAUUUACAAAAUACGCCCUUCGUUUAUGAUCCGAAUAGUUUUACCGAAGAAGAGUUCCUGGCGCAUGUAUAUCUACCUGGUCCGGGGGAACGUUAUUACUUCUUUACGGAGUUCCAAAAGUUGCGCUUGAGUCAAUUGACAUAAGCAACUUUAAUGCUUGACGACGAAAGGCAAAAGGCGAACCGAGUGUUUAAUCGAGAAAAUGAGCAAUAAAUAAACAACGGUAAGAAAACAUGAAAAGAGCAGUUGAACGUCAAUGGAAGAAAAGAAAAUAUUCAAA